GAACACAGUUACAGCUAUUUGACUUGGAGGGAUAUGUCGAGUCAAUGGGGAGUACUAAAUGUGCUCUCUUCCAAGAAGUUGUGGACAGCUCCAAGUAAAGACCAGUACUUGCCAUCAUACUUUAAAGGGGUAUGUGCUGUCUAUGCCAAAAGCGAGAACGCCCAUCGUGUUUUUCCUGUCGAGGUCAGUACACAAUACAAGUCUGAGAUUAUUACAGUUUAUUAAUUUAAGGUACAUGUAUUAUUCAUUCUCGGAGACCCAGGGUCAAAUAUUAAGGGUUAUGUACGUGUACUUCACACCCACUGAAGAGGAUAAAAGAAAGUGCCCCACGAUAAGACUACAACUCUGGUGCAGAUGGAUAUUUCCCCUGUUUACACUGCUCAACUCUACUGUGCUUCAUCUUUUCAAGAUGGUCUCAAUGAGAAUUGCAGAGCCUGAGCCACCCCUUGACCAGCGGUCAGGAAUUGUAAAGAGACCUUUAAAUAUCAAUGUUAGUCCCAAACUUGCAUGCAUUAGGUAGGUUCUGUUUUUUGGGUCACUCAAAACCAACACAGAUCCUCUAUUGUUAUUGGGGCUCAUAAAAGACCCCAUAAGACAGCCGAUUUUGGACCAGCCUGUUUCCCAGAAAUAGAAUCUUAUGUAUCGAACAAAACAAGUCAUUUUAAUUUUGUACUUACAAUAACUGCAUACAGUCGUAGCAUGUCAGUUUUGUUUUAUUUUGUUCUUUUUUUAGUGCCUUGGACGUCCAAAAACAUCACAUCCUUCAACACCUAUAUGGGUACUUGGUUCCAAUUUGCACGUGAAGGUUGAUAUCAAAACAGGGAGAGCUGAAAGGUUGGGUAUCACAGAUUCACCUUACUGUGUUCUAGACAGUAAGGUAUCUUAUAAAAUGCCAACCUUCAACUUUGAAGGUAACUACACGUUUUUUAAUGCUUCAAUAGAUUCUCUCUUAUUGGCAGUUUUGAGGCUCAUAAAAUUAAAUAACAUAAACAAGCUUGAAGGAGCUACAUCACAGUUUGGACUAACAUUAAUGUGUAAUUUCAAAAAAAAAUAAUCGGAUUUAAUCCUCUGUCAUCUUAAUCAUCCUUGUUCCUUUCUGGAUUAGUAUCUUCCAAGGUUUGCUCCAUUUUAAGGGGAAUUUGGUUACUUAAAAAAGUGACUAAAGAUGUUUUUAUGUAGCUCCUUUGAAGUAGCAUUGCAAAACUUAAAAUUCUGUACUGAAGACUGUAUUUUUUUCCUUGUCAUGUCCUCCCAACUUACGUCUACUACAACAUUUUUUAUUUGCUCAUAUAAUACAUGAAUACAUGAAUGCAAUGAGAAUGAAACUGAUAGUAAAGUGAUACAUGUAAGGUACAGAUCUUUAACGACGAUGAAAGACAAGGAGCACUGUGGAGAGAUUAUGAAGAGAGAGAGAGAGAAAUUUAUAUACUGAACGUUGAGAUCAGCUAAAAAAGAUUUAUAUCUAUAGAAAAAAGAAAUUUUCAACUUGUGGCAUCUUUUACAAGGAAUGUGACAAUUAGGUAAGAUAAAACCAGUGUAUUCCACGUCCAGUCCAAAAUAAUAUCUUUAAAACAGUCAAUCAGUUCUUUAACUUUUGCUGUUAUUAAAAGGAAAAAAUCUACACCUUCAAGUAUAAAACUGUGAUGGUCUGCUUUGUCCUGUAUGUUCAAUUACAUAAAUAAACAAGAACUCCUUGACCCUUACUGUCAGUAAUGCUUGCAUGCCAACGAAGGUAGAUGUUGAUUGAAAUAGUCAAUGCCUACCAUUUACUUUUAAAAUUUUAAAAAGCUUUUAAAAUAUCCAUGAUAAUACAAGGUUUUUAUUUCUUUAGGGAAUCUGGAUACAGAAAUUCUGAAAAAGCCCAUUACAGUUAUGAACAAGCAUAUGGGGUCCAACUUCCCAUCUACCUUGCUCACAAUGGGUGGAGUUGGCCUAGCUCUCCAUUAUGAACAGCUAUGUACCCUUUAUGAUGGGGUCCCUCUUAUACUUGCAUGGGGGAAACCAUUGUCUGGCAAAACUACUGCCGCAAAGACUGCUAUGGCCUUAAUUGGCCAACACGAAGAAGUAGGAGGUAUGUUAAAAACAAGUAUGUAUUAGUCUGCUAAGAGCAUGAUCAACCUAAAAGACUCCAUGUCUAGACAAUGUCUUCAAAUUGCCAAAUUUUGUCAAACAGAACAGCAGUAAAAUUCACCUUUCAAUUAACUGUUGUCUAUGGGUAGUGUGAUCUCUCUUACAUUUUUGUAUCAAAUAAUUAGAAAUAUAAGUUAGUACAACUCCAAGAAGAACAGAUCAAUUUAACAUUCUUUGAAAUACUUUUUUUCCUCAACAAUUUUCCACACUUGUCAUUGCCUAUAUGUCGAUACUGCUGAUGCCUUUAAAUCUUUUCCUUGACCUGUAUAAUUUGUUUGUAUGAAGAUCCAUGAACUGAUGACUGAGAAAUUAAGCCGAAAACCUACUGUUGCCAAGUGAUAAAAAAAAGCCUUUCCAUGAAGGCGUGCUUCCUGACAGUAACAAGUAUAUUUAUUGAUUAACAAAGUUUACAACAUAUGCAUGCUAAAGGUAAGCCCGAGAAAGGCCAAACAAGAACCUACACGGAACAGCACCGCAAGUAAUAAUAGGGUGAAAAACAAAAACACCCCACACCGCAGCAUUUGAUAUCACUGCAACACAGCAUUAAGGUUGGAUUUUAUUCUCAGUAUCACUGCAUUAGAAAAACAAUCAACACUGCAACACCUCAAAGCCCCUUGCCCCCCUCUAUUAUCCAUGCAGAAUAAUAGUUAAAUACAAAAAUAUAUUAAGCAAGCUAAUCAUUUUAAUUGCAGAAUGCACCUUGGCAAGCACCAGGACAGUACCUUUUCUGUGGGUUGAUGCUUCAGACUUUACAGUAAUUGAAAAGUUGGCAGUUGCUGUUUUCAACCAGGUAAUAUAAGAGACAAACUCGCAUUUGAUAAAGUUAUAAUUUGUUCUUGAAACUAGGUUAUUAAAACUCAAUAUAGGUCAGUCUGUAUAUAGGCGAAAACUGCCCCAGGCCAUACUCAAGCCCGUCAAGGCACAUUUUUUCCCUAUACUAACCUAGGCUGGCAAAUAACGUUUUCCUUUUUCAUAUUAUAUUUUGUAUGGUAAAGAAACCUAGAAAGAUUGUGUAUCACAUUUUUGUCUGCUUUCGCACUUAUUCAAUGCCAAGUUGUCGGAAGGUAUCAAGUUAGAUUCCCCACUUCAGAUAUUGCCUUUCUGGUGUUCAAAUUGGUUGACUCAAUGGUGGUUAUCAGCUCAUAUACUGUAUGACCUUAUAUGGAAUGGAUGGGUGAAGUGUUCACAAUAUUAUUAUGUUAACUGCAACACUAAUUUUUCUUAACAAAAUCAUUCAAUUAUUUAAAUCAUUUUUGUUUCAGUUUUGCCCUCUGAUUUCUUUGCAUUGUCUGGGCAGCCCCAUUUUCUUUAUUAAAAUGCCCUAAUAACAUGGAUUAUAAGAGUCAGUUUUUUGAAUUGUAUGAAGUAAUUAACUCAUGACAUAUUGCUUUUGUGAAUUGUACCCUAUAAAACCAUUCUAAAUAAAAUAACAUCUGAAGACCUUGAUAUUUAUUAAUUUUGUAAAAUUGGUUAAAUUAAUUUCAAGUCUCAGAAGAAAACAAGUGGAAAAAGGGCACAUCAGAGUCCUAGGACUGUUCCAGUAUUAACUAUGAAUCCACAAGUGCUAAAGAAAAUCAUAAAGAAUGACAAAGAAAAGAUAGCAAGGUGAUUAAAAUAUUAAUAUUGAUGUUGACUGAUGUUAUUGGUCAGAGUGACAUUUAAUGUUGAAUUGGACCCAGUAGAAAGCUUCAGGAGUGUUCAAAGAUUGUCUGAACAUCUCUGGACAUGUUUGGCAACGCUUGGAUGUCUUUGGAAACCAUCGGUAAUCUUCAAAAGUUGCCGGGCCAUUUCCGAAAAUCCCAGUCAUGAUGGAAGGAAAAUCUCAAGCAUUUGGGUCAGAAAAAGGUGGGAGAUUAUAUUUUAAAACAAUUUUGAUUUCUGAUGGUCGAUACCGGAAGUUUGUGAUGUUGUGACAGACGUUAUUUGUAUUCUCGGUAAUGGACUGGAUUUACCAUGCAACUGAGGUUCACGUGGGGGAAUCUUUUUUUAAUGCAAAUGACGUGGAUCUCUUUUUAAUGAUAUUCCCCCGCAUAAGUCUCCAUCUCAAGCUACAACCAGUUGCAAAAAUGUUGAGACACUCCCACGGAAAAACGACCUUUCUUGCUUCAAAUUGCUCCUGGUCACAGGUUUGUAAGAUAAAAUACUGACUUCCCUUCUCCCUCCCAUUCAAAGUUGUUCCUCCAAGUUUUGAGUAUGGUCUUGUAUUGCUAGCAACUUUGAUAAGGGGUGGAGGGGGAUCACAAGCACAAGAUCACGGACAGGCCAUUUAUGCCAAAAUACGGUACGGUGUCUCAAGUACUUUUGCAACUGGUUGUAGCUCCAGUCUAAUACUGAGAAUACGAAUAAUUAUGGUCUAUUAUACCUUAAUUGAUUGAAUAUUGUAUAGAGAAUCUAAAAUGGAAGGAGUAAAAGCUUCAACCACAGUAAUGGUGGUUAACGAUUCUACUAUAAUAAUCACUUCAAAAACUCCAUAAAAAAUUACAACUUAUCGCAAGCAUUUGUAUAGUUUUUAAAUUAAGGAUUGAACAGUUUAUAAAACGAUUCAAUUCCAUGUAGCUAAACAAUUUAAAUUUUUCAAGUAUUGUAAUAUGGUGGUUUUUUUCACAGAGUCUUUUCAAGAAUCGCCGUAAUUCCCUUCAAUAGGGUUUCACCAAAGCAGGACUUCGGGAAGUCCAUGACGUUCCAGACGGAAAUUAAACCCCUUAUUGAGUCAGCCAUUCAAAGCAUUGGCACUAUUCUUGAAUUCAGUGCAGCCUUCGCUACAAUGCAAUCUGACAGUAUAUUCAAGGAAGUUCUGGCUCUCAGUAAUGACCUGAGUGAUCUUGACAUGAGAGCUCAGUUCAACUAUUCUAUGUUGCUUUUCUACACAGGAAAGGUACGUUAACGUAAUCAUUUCUUUCUCAUUAUAACUGAGGUAACUCAGACUAUUGUUAAGACUCUGGAUUCUUUUCCGUGGAGAAACCAUUUGAAAGUACAGUACAAAAUUUACCAAUAGAAACAGGUAUAAUAGAUGUCGUUUGGCUAAAAAAUACUGUAUUUUGAAAUUCUGACCUCUCACACAGCAACAAGGUCCUGCCACCUUAUAAGUCAUGCAGUGAUCUGAAAAUAACCCCAUACAAUAAAGAAACUUUUUAUUAAUUAAUAGCAAUGUCUGAAUGACUAAUAUUUCAUAUUUGUUGGGCCAUUUCCUUACCGCGGUUUGGACUCCUUGCAAAGUUUUUAUCGAAAGUAUGUUAACUCAAACGUUUUCAAUUUGUUGUUUUUGUUUUAUGAUGAACACUGAUUACAUUCUCGUUUAAUUUGUGUGUUGUACAGAUUCUCGAAAAGCUUGGAAUGAAGGAUGAGUACUGUCCUCUUGUGAAAGAUUGGAUGGUACAACGUGUGAUUCCCAAUCACAAAGCAAUCAUGGCUUUAGAGAAUAAGCCAUUGGUGAAUACAGAUGAGCCAAGCCAAGUUCACGACGAGAAAGACUCAGAGGACCUUGUAAAGAACAUUAUAAACAAGGCAGUUGAAAAUCUUCUGAAGGUAACAAUAAAAUAUAGACAUAGAAUUAGCCUGUAUAGCAGUAAUAUUCCUUUUCACAAAUGGAAAGUAUUGGCAGAUUUUGAUUAAUUUUUAUCUGGUACAUGAUAAGGCAUUGAUUAUAAUGGUCAUAAAGCUCACUGUCAGCUGUCGUGUACCAGUAGCUGAACAAUUAUCCAGUCACAAUUGAAAUUAUUGUAUUUUGUAGGUUCAGUCGUUUUUCAAGCCAAAAUUUGUUGCCCAAAAAUGUGCAUGUGGUGAGGUAUUUGGCUUCAAAGUUGUACCUAUGCUACAAUUUAUGAACCUGAAGGAUGCACAAGCCAGUGGAGAGGUCCUCAGGAGCUAUGUACGACGCACAGGAAUAGGGUACAAUGGCAUAAAAUUGCGACUUGUGGAUGGCAUUCAACACCAUGAGACCCACAUAAGGAGAAAGGUUUUGCCAACAGAUUUAUUGGCGAAGCUGGACAGUGGUAUGUAG
Messenger RNA from Porites lobata, 6130 nucleotides. The record is from the annotation of a GenBank genome assembly. NCBI's taxonomy places the organism in Eukaryota, Metazoa, Cnidaria, Anthozoa, Scleractinia, Poritidae.